This is a messenger RNA of Enhydra lutris kenyoni (northern sea otter), 1065 nucleotides long. Its product is annotated as growth hormone regulated TBC protein 1. The transcript is spliced from 8 exons. Lineage: Eukaryota; Metazoa; Chordata; Mammalia; Carnivora; Mustelidae. The record is from RefSeq and is a predicted model, not a curated record. Bases 46 to 1065 code for a protein of 339 amino acids.
CCGCGGUUCCUGCGCUCCUGGGCGCCCCCUCCCCGCCCUCCCGGCAUGGAGUCCGCGGGGCGCGCCCAGGACCGGGUCCCCAGGGUGGACCCUUACGGGUUUGAGAGGCCUGAGGACUUCGAUUACGCCGCUUAUGAGGAGUUCGCUUCCGCCUACCUGGUCGUGCUCACCAGAAGAGCCAUAAAAUGGUCUAAACUUCUGAAGGGGAGGGGCCGUGUCCAGAGAAGUGGCACAGUGAAGCGCUAUAUCCGGAAAGGCAUCCCCCUCGAGCACCGGGCCCGUGUCUGGAUGGGGGUGAGUGGAGCCCAGGCCCAGAUGGACCAGAACCCCGGCUAUUACCAGCGCCUGCUCCAGGGCGAGCACAACGACAGGCUGGAGGAGGCCAUCAGGACAGAUAUGAACAGGACCUUCCCGGACAACAUAAAGUUCCGGAAGAGCGCAGACCCCUGCUUACAGAAGACCCUGUACAACGUGCUGCUGGCCUAUGGGCGCCACAACCAAGGUGUGGGCUAUUGCCAGGGCAUGAAUUUCAUAGCUGGAUACCUGAUCCUCGUCACCAAGAGUGAGGAAGAGUCCUUCUGGCUGUUGGAUGCUCUCGUGGGAAGGAUACUGCCGGAUUACUACAGUCCUGCCAUGCUGGGCCUGAAGACGGACCAGGAGGUCCUGGGAGAGCUGGUGAGGACCAGGCUACCAGCGGUGGCAGCCCUGAUGGACGGGCACGGUGUCCUGUGGCCCCUGGUGGUGUCGCGCUGGUUCAUCUGCCUGUUUGUGGACAUCCUGCCCGUGGAGACUGUGCUCCGGAUCUGGGACUGUUUGUUUAACGAAGGGUCCAAGAUUAUCUUCCGAGUGGCCCUGACCCUGCUCAAGCAGCAUCAGGCCUUUAUUUUGGAAGGGACCAGCGUGGUGGACAUCUGCGAGAGGUUCAAGGCCAUCACCAGGGGCAGUUUCGUGACCGAGUGCCACACCUUCAUGCAGAAGGUAUUCUCCGAGCCUGGGAGCCUGUCCAUGGCCACGAUCAGCAGGCUGCGUGCGAGCUGCCGGGCCAGGCUGCUGGCACAGGGCUGA